GCGGGCCAUAGUCACCCGAGAGGAGAGCAGGCCACCAAGAAGGAUGGAGGGUUCCCCGGCCCUGGGGUCAGUCUGCUAGCUAUGCCUGGGAGGAGGCCUCCAGGAACCCUGGAAUUCUGUGAACUCCCAGGGAAACCUUUUGUGACACGAGCUGGCCCCAGAAGGCUCAUCUGCCUAUAUUUUGGCGUCACUCAGAAGGGAUUGAUGCAGACAUGUUUAACCCACAGGUUCUAGACUCUCCUGCUGUGAUUUUUGACAAUGGGUCUGGACUCUGUAAGGCAGGGCUGUCUGGGGAGAUCGGGCCCCGUCAUGUCACCAGCUCCAUUGUGGGGUACCCGAAGUUUAAGAUGCCCUCGACGGGAGCCAAUCAGAAGAAGUACUUUGUUGGGGAGGAAGCCCUGUACAAGCAGGAGGCCCUGCGCCUGCACUCCCCCAUAGAGCGGGGCCUGGUCACCAGCUGGGAUGAUGUGGAGAAGCUCUGGAGACAUCUCUUCGAAUGGGAACUGGGUGUGAAGCCCAGUGAACGGCCCGUGCUCAUGACAGAGCCCUCCCUGAACCCGCGGGAGAACCGGGAGAAGACGGCAGAGGUGAUGUUUGAGACCUUCGAUGUGCCUGCCUUCUAUCUGUCAGACCAGGCCGUGCUGGCGCUCUACGCCUCUGCCUGUGUCACGGGCCUGGUGGUGGACAGCGGGGACGGGGUCACCUGCACUGUCCCUAUCUUUGAGGGUUAUUCCUUGCCCCAUGCGGUCAGCAAACUUUACGUGGCUGGCAGGGACAUCACGGAGCUCCUCACGCGGCUCCUCCUGGCCAGCGGGAGAGCCUUUCCGUGCCCGCUGGACAAGGCCCUCGUGGAUGACAUCAAGGAGAAACUAUGCUACGUGGCCCUGGAGCCCGAGGAGGAGCUCUCUCGGCGUGCAGAAGACGUCUUGAGGGAGUACAAACUGCCGGACGGGAACGUCAUCUACAUCGGCGACCAGCUGUACCAGGCUCCCGAGGUUCUGUUUUCUCCAGACCAGCUGGGCACCCACGGCCCAGGGCUGGCGCAGAUGGCGUCCAAUAGCAUAGCCAAGUGUGACGCGGACAUACAGAAGACUCUCUUCGGGGAGAUUGUCCUGUCCGGGGGUACCACGCUGUUUCAGGGGCUGGAUGACAGGCUCCUGAGGGAGCUGGAGCAGCUGGCUUCCAAGGGAGUCCCCAUCAAGAUCACUGCACCGCCUGACCGCUGGUUCUCAACAUGGAUUGGGGCCUCCAUUGUCACCUCUCUGAUCAGCUUCAAGCAGAUGUGGAUCACCGCCGCAGACUUCAAGGAGUUUGGGGCAUCUGUGGUCCAGAGACGGUGCUUCUGAAGGACCCUCCCCCCCCCGCCCCACACGCUCCCAGGAACCACUGUCCCUUGCGAGGGACACCCAUGGGAGGUAUGCUUUCCCAUGGCUUUAGCACCAUAUUCAAUUAAAGAUGAGUGGUGAAUCAA
This is a messenger RNA of Mesocricetus auratus (golden hamster), 1471 nucleotides long. RefSeq names its product actin related protein T2 (gene Actrt2). Bases 213 to 1346 code for a protein of 377 amino acids. The record is from RefSeq and is a predicted model, not a curated record. Lineage: Eukaryota; Metazoa; Chordata; Mammalia; Rodentia; Cricetidae. The transcript has a single exon.